CUUCGUUCUCCACUUCGGCUUCGACCCGACCCUCUCUCGUCGCGCUCUCUCUCGGUCCACCCGUUCCCUCGCACGCGUUUCAUGUCCCUCACCCCCACCGACGCUACAGGAUCCGCAUCGUCCCCUACAUCUCGAGCUCCCCUCCCGAGCCCUAGCCCCGUCCAUGGCCACCCCAGCGAUCUCCGCUCCCCCCGCCGCUCUCCGCCCCCCGAUGCCUCCGUCGUCGACGGCGGCGGCGGCGGCGGCGGCGGCGAUGGCGCGGUCGAGUGCCAUGAAUCAGCAGCUGCUGCUACUGAGGAUUCUCUCAAUUCUUCCAAAGAGGUAACCGGUUUAAGUGUCCCUAAUUCCAAGAGUGAGCCAUAUGGUGAUGUUGGCAGCACCAUUGCAAUGAGCCAGUCGGCUGGUAGAGAAGGAGCAUCUUCUCAACCCCGGUCUGAUCCUGUUGGAUCCGUUCAAAUUUAUCCUGCCCAAUCAUCUACAAGGAGAAGCCAAGGUGUUAAUGCUAAUUAUUUGCUAAACUUCCAUUAUGAUCCAAUUUCUCGGCCACAGCCAAGGACCCAGCCCAGGGUACCUCCUCCAAGACGACAACAAAAGAUCAAACCUUACAAUAAGGACCUAUUCCUCCAAGCAAAUUACAAAUUUGUUGUGCUGGACACUGGAAAUUAUGAAGUCGAAUCAAUGGAUCCAGAUAAAAUGUUUCAAUGGGAAGAUAUUAUCUGUGUAAGGUACUCUACCCCGGCACCGGUGCAAUGCCCGAUUUGCUUAGAAAGCCCUCUUUGCCCGCAGAUAACUUCCUGCGGUCAUAUCUACUGUUUCCCUUGCAUUUUGAGGUAUCUUCUAAUGGGCGAAGAGGAUCAUAAAGGCGAGAGCUGGAAAAAGUGUCCCCUAUGUUUCAUGAUGAUAUCUACAAAGGAUUUGUACACUAUCCUUAUUGAGAACGUCAAGCAGUUUCAUGUUGGAGAUUACGUAACAUUUACGCUCCUUAGCAGAUCGAAAAAUUCACUAGUUCCCUCACUUAAAAAUCAGAAUUCUGAAUGUCCUUUUCCAUUAGAAGGUGAAGGUGCCAGUGACUCGUUUUCGAAGUUCAUUUUAACCUCUGAUGUGGAGCUAUCUGUACGAGAAGCCAAAGCAGAUCUUAAUAACUGGCUACAUAAAGCCGACUGUGGAGUUGUCGAUGACUUGGAGAAGCUUCCAUAUGUUUGUGCUGCUCUGGACCAGCUAGAGGAGAGAAUGAAAUCUUGGAUGGAGCAUCGGCUGUAUAGCAGCAGCCCUCCCCUAAUGAGUAAUCCCUCUCCUCCAUCUAGCCAGAAGGUUAUGCGGACCCUUCAUAAGGUACCACCUAAUUUGUUGAACUUAUAUUCAGAUGGAAACAGCGCCCACUUAGAUACUUCAGGGUCAGUUUUUGGUGAGAAUCAUACUGGUAUAAAACAGCGCAAAACCUUUUUUGGUGGGGAAGUUGGUAUCGACAGUUCUCCAUGCUCACUGGCUGGUUCUCCUGAACAAUUAAAGAACUCUGAGAAAGCUCUAUUAUCAAAUGAUGAAGACAAAGCUGUGGAGGUACAUUUGGUUGACCGGAAGGAUGCAAAGGAAAGGGACUCAUACACAUUCUACCAGGUGGCUGAUGGUCAGCACCUGAUUCUUCACCCGCUUAACAUGAAGUGUCUUCUGCAUCAUUAUGGUGGCUAUGAUAUGCUUCCACCCAGACUUAGCGGAAAAAUAUUGGAGCUGGAGAGUGUAACUCAGUCCGAAGCUAUGAGAAGGCGCUAUCGGUUCUUGAGUCACUUCUCUUUAACAACAAUAUUUCAGCUUUGUGAAAUUGAUCUGAGUGACGUACUGCCUCCCAGUUCAUUGUCACCAUUCAUGGACGAAAUAAAAAAGCGUGAGAAACAGAGAAACCGGCUCGCUAAAAAGGAGCAAGAUGAGAGAGAAAAGGCUGAAGCUGCUGCGGCGAAGGCUGAAGCUGCUGCAAUGCAUGCUAAAGCGAUACGUGAUCCAAGUGAUCCGAGAGAUUUUUCCCACAAGGAUGCAAUUUUCUCAUUGGAUGACUUCGAAGCGUUAGGAAGCAGUGCUCCGCCUUCUACUAGCCCUCCAUCAUCUGGCGAGAGAAAGCUAUUCUCUGAUGUGACGCGCCUCGGUUUUGCCUCUGCCCAUGAUUCUCCUUCCUUGAGAGUUGGAUCUGUUGGGUCAUCUGGAACCAUGAAAGAGAGCAUGACUGAAGCUUCUAACAAUCAUGGUCCUUCGUCCGUGACCACGCUGUCUUUCGCGAACGCGAUAUCGUCCGCGAGAGCCGUCGAGAGACCGGAAGAAGCGCACCGAGCAAACGGGUUCGGUAAAAGAGGAAAGAAACCGGCGGCCCGGGUGCUCCUCUCGACCUCUAGCGGCCGCCGCUACUGAUCGAGGAAUUGCUUCCGGUAAACUCUUAACAAGCUUGUACAAUAGACAUGUAAAUUUGUUCAUCAUAGAGUUCCAACUCGAAAACCCACUCGCAAUGCUUUGUUUUUAUUUUAUUUUAUUUUAUCUUAUUUUAUUUAUUUUUUCCCUGCCUUGUUUAAGCCUUAAACUGCUUUGUCUGAGACGUGGUUUUUGCCCUUUCCCACUUUCCUGGGAUGUUGUUGUUCUGUGUAAUUAUAUAUAUUCGCAACUUUGCGGAUCGUUAACUGGGUACUGGGUAAUGAAAAUAAAACAGUAUUAUUAUUUAGAUAAAGA
Ananas comosus (pineapple) is the source of this 2706-nucleotide messenger RNA. Its product is annotated as RING finger protein 10. The coding region runs from base 82 to 2394 and encodes 770 amino acids. NCBI's taxonomy places the organism in Eukaryota, Viridiplantae, Streptophyta, Magnoliopsida, Poales, Bromeliaceae. Gene Ontology annotation, molecular function: metal ion binding; transcription cis-regulatory region binding. The transcript has 9 exons. The record is from RefSeq and is a predicted model, not a curated record. Gene Ontology annotation, biological process: positive regulation of transcription by RNA polymerase II.